Molecule: messenger RNA, 597 nt
Organism: Dentiscutata erythropus
Lineage: Eukaryota; Fungi; Glomeromycota; Glomeromycetes; Diversisporales; Gigasporaceae
Source: the annotation of a GenBank genome assembly
GUAGAAGCUUCAGAAGCUUGUAACAACAGUAUUGAUGAACUUAACUAUGAUGAGGAUGGAGAAAUAAGUAUUUUGAGACCUGAGAAAGUGGAUAACAUAAUUACAAGGUUGAUGCAGACAAUUCCAGAAGUAACAACUCAUCGGCCACUUGUUUCGGAUAGUGAUUCUAAAACUUUUGAAAGUGACUCUGAAGUUGAAACUGCUAAAAGUUAUGAUAUCAUGUCCUUAGAAAACUUGACCAAUACUAUUAAGCAACUGGAAAAAGAAGUUAGAAGUAUUGAGCGUGGUCAUGAAAGGAUUGAGGUGAGCAUUGUUGUGAUAGAAGCAGCUAGAAAAGCUAACAAGUGGCUAAAAAUGUUUGGAUUUGAGUACUCAGAAGUUAGAAAAAGAAUAUAUAUGGAUGGGUACGAGUAUGCAGAUGUGGUGGCUUAUCAUGAAAGGUUUUUAGAAAGAAUGGCAGAAUUUGAAGCACAUAUGGUGAUUUUUUUUGGUGAAAAUAUAGAAGAAGAGACUAAACUGAAUUUUGAUGAUAUUAUCAUUUUGGUAAUACAUGAUGAGUAUAUUUUUUUAGCUUAUAAUGGAAAACGUUGGCUGUAG